This is a messenger RNA of Coccomyxa subellipsoidea C-169, 387 nucleotides long. RefSeq names its product FeS cluster assembly accessory/regulatory protein. Gene Ontology annotation, cellular component: chloroplast stroma. Bases 1 to 387 code for a protein of 128 amino acids. The record is from RefSeq and is a predicted model, not a curated record. The transcript is spliced from 2 exons. Gene Ontology annotation, molecular function: protein-macromolecule adaptor activity; iron-sulfur cluster binding. Gene Ontology annotation, biological process: iron-sulfur cluster assembly. NCBI's taxonomy places the organism in Eukaryota, Viridiplantae, Chlorophyta, Trebouxiophyceae, Coccomyxaceae.
AUGUGCUUUUCCUCUUCAGAUGCAGCAGGUUCAACUGUAGCUCCAGCGCCUCCUGCAAUCACCCUGACGGAGGCAGCCCUGAAGAAUCUCAAGCGCUUGCGUGAGGACACUGGGGAUGAGAAAGUUAUACUGCGGAUGGGUGUCAAGUCUGGUGGUUGUUCAGGCAUGAGCUACCACAUGGAUUUCGAGAAGGAGGAGAACGUGCGCGCCGAGGAUGCUGUUAUGGAAUAUGAGGAUGGCUUCAAAUUGGUCUGUGACCCCAAGUCUCUUCUGUAUCUCUUUGGGAUGCGGCUGGACUACUCUGCAGCCCUGAUUGGGGGAGGCUUUCAGUUCCAUAAUCCUAAUGCUGAGAGCAGCUGCGGGUGUGGCAAGUCAUUUGGUGUGUAG